GUAAUUUCUAGUUAGCGAGUUAUUGAAAAAAACAAGUACUAGCAGUGUUUUUCAGCUGGAAGAAAAAUGCCGACGGCCGCCGUUAAUAUCGCCGCCGCUUCCACGCCGCCUCCCAAACGCCUCUUGUUCGACCGUCGCUACGGUUGGAUAUUGGAUGAGUGGAAAGAGCCAUCCGAAGAAGCCUUAUCUGGUGGCCGCGGAAUGUUUUGCGUCGUUCCUCUAGCAAAAGCAUUAAUUCAGAAGGCAUCUGAAACGGUAAACUUUGUUGGGAGUUCAACACUGGGAGUCCUCGAAAGACCAGAAUUGCUCUCACCCAAAGCUGUUCAAGCCACUCUCACUCACCAAAUGCAUAGAUUUGUAUCUUCAGUAAAUAAUGCAAGACUAGUUCCGACGGCACCGGGAAGAAGUAACGAGACUGCAUCGACUCCCGUCCCGAUGGAUCUACCGGAAGGAAACACUGAAGGGAAUUUAGGCUAAAUUAGUUCCUGAUUUAGAUAUUUCGAACAUAGUAAUAGUUUCUCUUUCUUAUGAUUCUCUCAGAGUUUUUCUUUUUCAAAAUUCCUAGUUUUUUUCUACUGGGACAUAUCUCACAGAUGCAGUUUGCACUUCACUGCAGGUGACUGGAGUAAAUUCUUGAUUAUAUUUUUUUCUGUACCCA
This is a messenger RNA of Salvia miltiorrhiza (redroot sage), 658 nucleotides long. RefSeq lists its product as uncharacterized. Lineage: Eukaryota; Viridiplantae; Streptophyta; Magnoliopsida; Lamiales; Lamiaceae. The record is from RefSeq and is a predicted model, not a curated record. Bases 67 to 477 code for a protein of 136 amino acids. The transcript has 4 exons.